Molecule: messenger RNA, 2493 nt
Organism: Dunckerocampus dactyliophorus (ringed pipefish)
Lineage: Eukaryota; Metazoa; Chordata; Actinopteri; Syngnathiformes; Syngnathidae
Gene: fam110a
Product: family with sequence similarity 110 member A
Exons: 2
Coding region: 254-1444 (396 amino acids)
Source: RefSeq, a predicted model, not a curated record
UCUAGUGUAGCCUUCUUGAGUUGUCGGACAGGUUUGUCUCUAAUGGUUUCAGGCAUCCUGCCUCACGUCGUGCAAGCAUGAUCGACUGUCUCGACUAGCCGGACUGAAACAGCACACAAGUAGCUCUUAAGGGGCUCAGCUUUGUUUCCAGGUGUGAGUGGUGCUGACAAUGACCCAGUCCAACAAAAAGUGGAAAGUCCUAUAGAGCCAAGAGUGCACAUUUUAGAAAGCAGGUGGUUGUUUUCUGAAAGCAAUGCCCGUGGGGACGAUCCAGCAUCCAUCGAGGCAGUCUGUGAGGACUGCUGUAACUGCGGCACCCCCUCGCCUGCGACCGAAGGGCCCAGUGGGUCCUGAUUUCUACCGGCAAAAUCCCACUGCAGCAGGCAGACCGAAGCAGAGUGCAGUGGAGAGACUGGAAGCAGACAAAGCCAAAUAUGUAAAGAGUCAAGUGGCGCUAUCCAAGCAGCAGCCAGUCAGGCCUCCUGAGCUACGUCAACCUCUGCUGAGCCCGAACGCCACUUUGAAGCCCUCCAAGAAGAUGCCCGCGCAACCCAAAACCAAGCAGGAACCUAUCCAGCUUGACUUGGAGCAUCUGAGCAAUCUGAUCAGUGAUGUGAGUGACGGACCCAAUGCGGCUGCCAAUGUAGAGUCCACUGAUACUCGCGAUAGUGAGGUUGUCCCCACUGUGAUGACUCAGCAGAAAAAAGAACGGAUGGAUAUGCCAUCUCAUCCUGACUGCUCUAGUCCCGUCAAGGUGAGACUGAAAGCAGCCGGAUCGGCCAGGGCAGAGAGUAUUACAUCUCCAACUGCAGGGACUGUGCGCCGGGUGGACGUCAUACCUCAGGCCACGCACGUGCAGACCCCUCGCAGGCCUCCACUCUUUAUCCGCCAGCCGCUUCAGCCUCUCCCAUUGCACCCCCAGUUUCCCCUCCGCCCAGUUACUUCACACCUAUACCUCCGAACAAAAAACAUGCCUCUGAAACCUGUUGUCGCUGUUCUUCCUAAACCAGACAACCUUCCUGCCUCUCUACUUCCUGUCUCAUCUCCACUCUGCAUCCCUGUUUUCUCUCCUCCGUCCCCAGCCGUUACUCUUCUGUCUUCCUCCAGCACCAGGAAACGGCCCUCUCUGACCCGUUCCAAAUCAGACAUGAGUGACCGCUUUUCCCGAGCUGGAACAGAGUUGGAACGCUUCUUCAACCUGUGUGGUUUGGACCCCGCAGACCUGCAAGAGUUGACUGGAUCUACUUCUGACAUUGUGUCUAUGGCUCGCUUCCGCAGCGUCAGCGCGCCGGGGUCCGAGUGCGCAGGCUCUGGAAGGCAGGUUGACGGUGGCGAUGAGGAGGAACAAGACAACGCUGAAGAGCGUGUUCCAUACGGUGUUUCUGUCAUUGAGAGGAAUGCAAGAGUGAUCAAAUGGCUUUACGGAGUCCGUCAGGCUAAGUGAGUGCACCUACUUGCAGGACGUUGAACUUAAAACCAUUAUGUGUUGUGCGGUACAGCAGACAUUUUUCUGAUUUCAUUUUUAAAUGGCAGCCAGGGUGAUGACAGUUUUGUUGUUUGUUUCAAAUGGGAGCAAGUAUUCUUUUCGUAAUUGUGGGUUGUGUUCAACGUGUUGGCAAUCAUUGGCCAAUGAACAUAAACCCAAGGAGUUAUGGAUAAUGGUGAGGUUAAAGGUCAAAUCUGUACUGUUUGUUUUUUUUUUUGUUUUUUUUUUGGUCAACGUUCUCAACUCACGUUAGCAAUUUCAGGGUUUAGCGUUUUUAUUAUUAUUAUUAUUACAGUAUUAUUAUCAUACGUCUUAGCAGCAAUCCUUUUAGAUGUUGAAUGAGAUCUGACCCAAAUUGAUUGUGCUUAACUGAGGUCAAAGGUCAUAUUUUUGUCAGCGCUGUAGCAGUGUGUAAAUUCAACACAUUCUAUCAGGCUGUCAACUGUAAGUUUUCUAUUUAUGUAAGUGUAUCAUGAUGUUUCACUGAUAGCUUAAUUGGAUGUUGAAGUGGAACUCACACAAUUGGGCUAUAAAUUACAUAUGAACUGAUGCAAUAUUUUUUUGAUUAAUUAUUUGAUUAUUGAAAGUGGCAAAAUGUGCAUGUACAGUAUCUGACAGUGGCAACUUAUGGAAUAAAGUUUUUUUUAAGGCUCACAUAACCUUGUGCAUGAAGCAUCUAAUAUUUUAGCCGUGUGAGGAGGUGGGCAGAGUAAAAGCACCUGCCUUUCCCCUGAAGAGUUGUUCGACCAGAUUCCAGUGUCAAAUUCAAGACUUAAGAACAAGCACAGGGGUGAAACAACAUCCAUUGUACUGAUCGCAGAGAGAUUGCAUCUGUUUGGGUUAACUUGUGAUGAGCCGGAGUUAACUGUCUCAAGAACUAAGUUAUUAGAACCUCCAGACAGAACCUCUUCAAGCAUGCGGCAGAAGGUACGUUUCCAAAUAUUGGGAGGAAUUUUACCAUGUACUGUAUUUAACGUAACAAGAUCAUUGACCCACUCUGUGCUUUA